Molecule: messenger RNA, 531 nt
Organism: Dracunculus medinensis (Guinea worm)
Lineage: Eukaryota; Metazoa; Nematoda; Chromadorea; Rhabditida; Dracunculidae
Source: the annotation of a GenBank genome assembly
AUGGAAAAUUCUCUUGUCUCAAUACGAUUAAUAGUAUAUUUGAGUGAUAAUCCAUGGGAUUGUGGCUGUUUAAUCAAUGAGCUAAAGAAGCAUAUCUUGGAGCGAUACAAUUAUCGUUGGACUUUACGAUAUGAUAAUAUUCGAUGUUCUACACCGUUACAGUUGAAAGAUACUGCUGUUUUGCACCUAAACCACAUUUCCGAUUGUGCGAUAUUAUUCGGUGCUCGUUAUGGUUUAUCGCAAUUUAGUGAAAUCACGAUUCUAUUCAUUUUACUUGUCAGUAUUGCAAUUAUUGCUUCAUUAUUUAUCUUUUUCAUCUACUAUCGUCGUGAACAUAAAUUAAAGUCGAAACCAAAAUAUGGCGACAUUCUUGAAUCGCAAUCACGAAUUGCACUAACACUAUCGCAGCAUCUUAGCGGUUCACCAAGUUCAGCGACUGAACCACUUACACCACCAUUGGAAUCGCCUCUUUCAGGAAUUUCGACAAAAAUUCCACCGCCUCCACCACCGCCAAUAAUUGCUAACUUUUAG